GGUGCUGCUCCUCACCCUGCUGAGCACCUGGUUCAUCCUGCAGACGUACUUCCAGCACAGCUGGAAAGCCAUCAGCCUGCGGAGCUGGCUCGGUGAGCACCAACAGGCUCCAGAGGCUCCCGGAGGGAGGGUGCCCGAGUUCCAUUGGGAGCCAGCCCCCAGAGCGGGAUAGAGUUGCCCUGACCAUUUGUAUUUGAAUCUCUGGACUGCAGUCACUGCUUUAGCCACCAGCUCUGACCUCUAGGGCAGGGAGGGGACAGUGUGGUGGGAAGCUGCACUGGGGUGGGUCCAGGGAUGCCUGCAGCCAUGGGAAGCAGUUCUAGACAGCUGCUGCCUGAACAGCUGCUCGUGGCUUGGGGAAGAGCCAGCAGCUCUGCAGGGUGUCUAAUCCUCCUGCUUGAUACCCACAGGUGCCACGAACAAGCCCAGCAGUGAGUAUCGCUCUCGACUUCAUCACACAACUCCGCCCAGGGUUCAGGGGGAUGGUGGAAGAGUGAGAUCUCCUUCAAGAGCCCCUUCCCUGAGGCAAAAGAUCCCCCUUUGCCAAACACAGGGGAUUUUGCCACUGAACACAGCAAUGGGGUCUUUGGUGGGUCCCUGCCUUGGGAAAGAAUGGGGAGACUCUGGGCAGAAAAGCCCCAAGGGUCUUGCCUUGGACACCAGCUCCAAAUGCUCCCAGCACACACCCUGUGUCACACCUGGAGCAGCACCUGGCCUUGGCACCAUAAACCUCAAUCAACAGCUGGUCCCAGCCGCAGGACAAGCCUCUUUCACGCAAGAAGUUGGUCCAAGUGUUGUCCCUUAGUGCCCCACUGUACCCCAGGGCCAGCCCCCGCUCAGCCCCUUGGGGACACGGCCAGUGUGUCCCCAUGGGAACAAAGCCAUGGCUUUCAGCUCCACUCCUCCCUUGCAGGUGAGAAGCUGCUCCGGCACAAGUGUGGGAACCAGAAGAGCUGCCCCCAGGAUUAUUUUGCCUUCAAGAUCAUCAGCGGUGCUGCAAAUGUGGUGGGACCCUCGAUGUGCUUUGAAGACUUGAUCCUCAUGAGCAACGUGAAAAACAACAUUGGCAGAGGCCUGAACAUUGCACUGGUAAAUGGAACAAAUGGGGAGCUCCUGAAAACCGAUGCCUUCGACAUGUACUCUGGAGACAUUACCAAGCUGCAGACCUUCCUCCAAGAGAUCAAGCAUGGCACCCUUGUGCUGGUAGCAAGCUAUGAUGAUCCUGCCACAAAGAUGAAUGACAAAGUACGGGCACACUUCACGGAGCUGGGCAGCAGCGUGGUGGGCAAGCUGGGCUUCCGAGACAACUGGGUCUUCCUGGGAGCAAAAGGGCUGAUGAGCAAGAGCCCCUUUGAAAAGCACAUCAAAAAUGAUAAAGAGACAAAUAAAUACGACGGCUGGCCUGAGCUGUUGGAGAUGGAGGGCUGUGCCCCCAGGAAGAUGGACUAGCAUCAAACUCCAGCCUGCCAUGGAGGGCAGCUUCACCAGUCGCACAGGGACACCAGCCCCACCGUGGGGACUCCAGCCUCUCCACUGCCAGGUCACAGAGUCCAGCAGCUGCUGCCUGCUCACAGGAACUGGCUGUUUGGCAGCAGGAACUGUGCAGGGCUUGGAGAAGAGUUGUACAAGUGCCUGCAGAGCCUGACACGUGGCCAGGCUGCAGCCAAGCCAUCCUCGUCUAUGGGCUA
This is a messenger RNA of Catharus ustulatus (Swainson's thrush), 1688 nucleotides long. It is a transcript of the gene FAM3D, whose product is annotated as FAM3 metabolism regulating signaling molecule D. The record is from RefSeq and is a predicted model, not a curated record. Lineage: Eukaryota; Metazoa; Chordata; Aves; Passeriformes; Turdidae. Bases 613 to 1449 code for a protein of 278 amino acids. The transcript is spliced from 6 exons.